AGUGCAUAAUACACACGUAAGGCAUCCCAAAAAUGCUGAACUAAAUUAAUAGGCAAAAUCAAAGAGAUUCCCAUAGCCCACGCACAAACUCUCCCGCCAUUACCCAAAUUCUCUUUCCCCAUUCCCUUGCACUUUUACUAAAUGGAUCUUCCGGUGAUCGAUCUUUCCGACUACUUGGCGGCAGCGGCCACAUCUGACGCCCAGCUCAGUGAGUUAUGCGGUGAAGUGAGCCGCUCCCUGAGGGAGACGGGCGCUCUGCUUGUCAAGGAUCCAAGGUGUUCUGCUCAAGACAACGAUCGCUUCAUCGAUAUGAUGGAGAGGUACUUCAAGUCCCCCCGCCACUUCAAGGUUCUGCAGGAGAGACCCCAUUUUCAUUACCAGGUUGGGGUGACCCCAGAAGGGGUGGAAGUCCCUAGAAGUUUGGUUGAUGAGGAUAUGCAAGAAAAAUUAAGAGCCAUGCCGGAAGAAUAUCGGCCAUCCCUUCCAAAGGGUCCAGAUUGCAAGUGGCGGUACAUGUGGAGAGUGGGUCCUCGGCCCUUACAAACCCGAUUUAAGGAACUCAAUGCAGAGCCUGUCAUACCUGAAGGUUUUCCCGAGUGGAAGGAUACUAUGGACUCUUGGGGUUACAAAAUGACAUCAGCCAUAGAGGUUGUUGCUGAAAUGGCAGCCAUUGGAUUUGGUUUGCCUAAGGAUGCAUUCACUUCUCUAAUGAAGCAGGGACCGCAUCUUUUAGCUCCUACAGGAAGUGACCUUCAAACUUAUGGCGAAGUGGGAACUGUGUUUGCAGGAUAUCACUAUGACCUUAACUUCUUAACAAUUCAUGGCAGAAGUAGAUUUCCUGGUUUAAAUAUCUGGCUGAGAAAUGGGCGAAAAGUUGAGGUGAAGGUUCCCUUAGGAUGCCUUCUCAUUCAAACAGGAAAACAGAUAGAAUGGUUGACUGCAGGAGAUUGUAUAGCUGGAAUGCACGAAGUUGUUGUCACAAGCAGGACAACAGAUGCAAUCAAACUAGCAUCUGAGCAAAAUCGCAGCCUUUGGAGAGUAUCAUCUACAUUGUUUGCUCAUAUAACAUCCGAUGCUAUCUUGAAACCCUUAGGCCACUUUGCAGAAUCUCCACUUGCUUGCAAAUAUCCUCCGCUGUGUGCUGGAGAGUUUGUUGAGAAAGAGCUUGCUGUAAUCAAUCUUAAAGGACAAAAUAAAGAACACUAGUAACUUGUGGCAAGUGCAUUUGUUUGUUUUUGCCAUCAUCAAACUGAACAGAAUUUAUGUGGUUUUAAUAAAAUUCUUGCAACAAGGAUGCCUGAGACGUGUUUGUCUUCUGCGGCUGCAGAAACAUGGUUGCUGGAGGAUUCUUUAUAUCUGAUUACACAACAUUUUCCUUCUUACUCCUAAAUGUAGUAUCUGACAUUUGUGCUUUCAUGGUAGAUGUUUUAUCAAAGCUGAUAAAUGUGGUGGUCUAUUCCGGUUGAGAUGUUUCAAAACAUCUUUUGUGAUUAUAUUACCACACUCUUGUUUGGCAUUUUUCCUUUC
Humulus lupulus (European hop) is the source of this 1527-nucleotide messenger RNA. RefSeq lists its product as uncharacterized. The record is from RefSeq and is a predicted model, not a curated record. Lineage: Eukaryota; Viridiplantae; Streptophyta; Magnoliopsida; Rosales; Cannabaceae. The transcript has 7 exons. Bases 142 to 1206 code for a protein of 354 amino acids.